AUGUCUCGUGCUUCAGAGAAGACUGAUGAAUCACUGAAAUGGACGAAGCUGAUGGAUUUCCGUUCUCUGCUCGUAUCCUCCAUGGUUUUGCGCGUGUUUUUGAUUGUAUAUGGAGAAUGGCAAGAUGCUCACAUGGAGGUCCGGUACACUGAUGUUGAUUACAUAGUUUUCUCUGAUGCUGCGUCGUUAAUGGCAUCCGGCGAAUCUCCUUACAAGAGAACCACCUACCGUUAUUCACCGUUGCUCGCGUUGCUUCUGAUCCCCAAUUCCAUCAUUCAUCGGUCAUGGGGAAAGUUUAUCUUCUCUGCUUCUGAUUUGCUGGUUGGUUUGUUUAUCCGUAUGAUCUUGAAGCAACGUAAGGUGCCUGAGAAGAUAUGUACAUAUUCUGUAAUGGUAUGGCUUCUGAAUCCGUUUACAUUCACAAUCGGAACCAGAGGGAAUUGUGAACCCAUCGUUUGUGCCAUGAUAUUAUGGAUCAUUAUCUCCAUAAUGAAAGGUAAUCUGUCACAAGCAGCAUUCUGGUUCGGGCUUGUUGUGCAUUUCAGGGUGUAUCCUAUUAUCUAUGCGUUACCAAUCAUCCUGGUUCUCGAUUCUCGGAUAUUUAGAUCUGGUGAAAAGCCGCUUCUUGAGAAUUGGAAUACAGAGAAGAACACAUUCCACCUCAAUCUCAUGACCGGGUUGAAAAGUUUGUUUUCGAGGGAAAGAAUCAUGUUUGGUUUGAUAUCGGGAGGAGUGUUUCUUGCUUGCAAUGCUGUUUCCUUCUAUUUCUAUGGGCACGAGUUCCUGCACGAGGCUCUCUUGUAUCACCUCACUCGUACGGAUCCAAGGCACAACUUCUCCAUCUACUUCUAUCACAUAUACCUUCACUACGAGCGCCAGUUUUCAGCUGUGGAGAAGCUCAUCUCGUUUUUACCUCAGUUCACAGUACAGUUUGCUCUAGUCUUCUGCUUCUCGCAGGAUCUAGUGUUCUGCAUCUUUCUCCAAACCGUUGCAUUCGUGGCUUUCAAUAAGGUGAUAACCGCUCAGUACUUUGUGUGGUUCUAUUGCCUGCUACCUCUGAUUCUACCGUGGAGCCGUAUGAAGCUGAAAUGGGAAGGCUUGUUGUGCAUCAUUCUUUGGAUUGGAGCUCAGACACAUUGGCUCUUAUGGGGAUACAUGCUCGAAUUCAAGGGAGUUAAUGUCUUUUUACAGCUAUGGAUGGCGAGUUUGGUGUUUCUGGCUGCAAACACUUUUGUCCUCGUCAAAAUCAUACAGCGCCAUCGAUUCUCUCCUUUGUUCAGACAACUGGUUCCGAGCUGCAAAGGUGGGCGCUUUACAGGAGUUUUGCAGCCUCUCGGAGCAGUUCUUAGAGAAUAUUCAGCACCUGCAUAUGCUUUGCAAGAUCGUUGGAAAGAUGGGAACGAAAUCAAGUAUGGUAAAGAGAUUGAUGUUCACAUGCUUUUCAAAAAUUGCACUAAGUUGCAGUCAGCCAAAUGCCUCCACGCGCGUCUCAUUGUGUCCAACGCAUUCCAAAAUGUAUGCAUCUCUGCUAAACUUGUUAACCUCUAUUGUUACCUUGGGAGCCUUGUGCUGGCGAGGCAUGCCUUUGAUCAUAUCCAGAACAGAGAUGUCUACGCUUGGAAUGCGAUGAUUUCUGGUUAUGUCCGUAUGGGAAGUUCCUCUGAAGCUAUCAGAUGUUUUAGCCUCUUCAUGCAGACUUCUGGACUGCAACCAGACUACCGCACUUUCCCUUCGGUCUUGAAAGCUUGUAGAAACCUGCUUGAUGGGAUGAAGAUUCACUGCUCGGCUUUGAAGUCUGGAUUUGUGUGGGACGUCUUUGUCGCUGCGUCAUUGAUCCAUUUGUAUUGCCGGUAUGGACCUGUGGAGAAUUCACGCAGGCUCUUUGAUGAAAUGCCCUUUCGAGACAUGGGUUCUUGGAAUGCAAUGCUUUCUGGGUAUUGUCAAAGCGGAAAUGCCAAAGAGGCGUUAUCACUAUCCAAAGAGCUGAAAGUAAUGGAUGCAGUUACCAUUGUGAGUCUCCUCGCGGCUUGCACAGAGGUGGGUGAUUUCAAUAGAGGAGCUAUGAUUCAUGUGUACUCGAUUAAACACGGGCUUGACUCUGAACUGUUUGUUUCCAACAAGCUGAUUGAUUUGUAUGCUGAAUCUGGUAACCUCAGGGGUUGCCAAAAGGUUUUCGACAGGAUGGUUGUGAGGGAUUUGAUUUCAUGGAAUUCGAUAAUUAAGGCGUACGAGCUGAAUGAGCAGCCGCUUAGAGCGCUUUCGCUGUUUGAAGAGAUGCGGUUAAACAGAGUUCAACCAGAUUGCCUUACUUUGAUUAGUUUGGCUUCUGUACUUGCGCAGUUAGGGGACAUUCGUGCUGCUAGAUCCGUGCAGGGCUUCACGUUGAGGAAAGGCUGGUUCUUGGAUGAUAUUACCGUCGGGAACACAGUUGUGGAUAUGUAUGCAAAGCUAGGCCUUGUAGAUUCAGCAAGAGCAGUGUUUAAUUGGCUCCAGAGCAAAGAUGUGAUUUCGUGGAAUACCAUAAUUUCUGGCUAUGCUCAAAACGGUUUUGCUAGUGAAGCGAUUGAAAUGUAUAACAAAAUGGAGGAAGAAGUUGGAGAGAUAACCGCUAACCAAGGGACUUGGGUGAGCGUUUUGCCCGCUUCGGUUUAUCUGGGUGGGGAAAAGAUCCCAACUUUGCCGCUAGGUGAUAACCGCUCAGUACCUCUGAUUCCACCAUGGAGCCGUAUGAAGCUGAAAUGGGAAGACUUGUUUAUGGAUCACCCUUUGGAUUGGAGCUCAGAAACAUUGGCUCUUAUGGGGGAUACAUGCUCGAAUUCAAGGGGGUUAAUGUCUUUUUACAGCUGUGGAUGGCGAGUUUGGUGUUUCUGGCAGCAAACACUUCUGUCCUCGUCGAAAUCAUACAUCGCCAUCGAUUCUCUCCUCUGUUCAAACAGUAUGAAUCCUCUAAUCCGAAAGAUGUUUCCUUUCUUAGACCUUCGAUUUGUGGUUUUUGCAUAUGGUUCAUGA
Messenger RNA from Thlaspi arvense, 3009 nucleotides. Lineage: Eukaryota; Viridiplantae; Streptophyta; Magnoliopsida; Brassicales; Brassicaceae. The record is from the annotation of a GenBank genome assembly.